AUGCGGACUGCAUUGCGGGCCAAAAAGAAAUAUGAUUUUAUUGAUGAAUCUAUUAAGCAACCAGCAGAUGACUCACUGGAACUCGAAGAUUGGUGGAUGGUUAACUCUAUGCUGGUUUCUUGGGUGUUUAACACCAUUGAACCGACGCUUCACUCGACCAUCUCUCACAUAGAGAACCAACUGAGAUCGGAUCUGGUGAAUUGUAGGCAGGAAGGUCAAUCGAUCGUGUCCUAUUUCGGAAGACUCAAAACGUUAUGGGAUAAAAUAAACAACUAUGAUCAGAUACCAGUGUGUAUUUGUGCAGGCUACAGAUGCAAUCUUACCAUUGAAUUGGAAAGAAAGCCUGAAGAAGAUAGACUUCAUCAGUUUUUGAUGGGCUUGGAUGAAGAAGGAUACAGAACAGUGCGCUCUAAUAUUUUGAGCACUGAACCCUUGCCCAAUUUGAAUCGUGCCUAUGCUAUGGUUGUUCAGCAAGAGCGGGUGCGAACUAUGACACAAACCAAGGAAGAAAGAGGUAAUAGACCACGUGGAACUUCUGCUGGACGAGGAGGUGGUCAAAAGUGUGGCAAUGGAGCAGGACGUAGCAAGGGAGGAGUUGCUUGUGCCAAUUCCACACAAGCAACUGGAGUUGAUGGUGGGCAUGGAAUUGUGACAGAUUCAGAUCGAAAGAGUCUUAGUGGAUUAAAUGAAGAGCAGUGGGCUGCUUUGCUGGGUAUGUUGAAUUCUUGUCAAAAUGGUGGCAAUAAGAGGCUGACAGUCAGGUUACCUAAUGGAGAAAAGACCUUGGCGGUGAAAGAAGAAGCUAUGUUGCUUGGUGGAGACUUGAAAUUGCAACGAGACCUAGAUUCAAGGAACUUGAUUGGAGCAAGUGAGCAAUGCAAGGGGCUAUACUUUCUCAAGGAAGUGACAUUGGUACAUGCUUGCAAGACUUCCUGUGUUGGAACACCUCAACAAAAUGGCCGAGUGGAAAGAAAAAAUUGCCAUAUUCUUAAUGUGGCAAGAGCCUUGCAUUUCCAAGCAAAUUUACCCAUAGAAUUUUGGGGAGAAUGUGUACUUACAGCUGGGUAUUUGAUUAAUAGGACUCCAUCUAUGUUAUUAAAUGGUAAAACCCCAUAUGAGAUGCUCUUUGGGAAAGUACCUUCUUACAAACACGUUCAAGUUUUCGGUUGUUUAUGCUAUGCGCAUAAUCUGAAUCGGGAUAAAGAUAAAUUUGGUAGUAGAAGUCGUAGGUGUGUUUUUGUUGGGUAUCCAUUUGAAAAGAAGGGAUGGAGAUUGUAUGAUUUAGAAACUAAAGAAUACUUUGUAUCAAGAGACGUGGUAUUCGCUGAAACAAAAUUUCCAUAUGCAAAUGAGAAAACAAUGGGUGAUGAACUCAUUAAAAAUGGAGUUGAGGAGUUGGGUGAUGAAGUUGAUGGUUUAGAGAACAACUUGGGAAAGGAGCAUGAUGAAAGUGUGGGUAGAGAAAGUGAGGUGAAUCCUGAAACGGAAGAAUUGAUCCAUGAAAACAGUGAGAGAGUGGAUAGAGGUGAAGUUGUUGAAGAGCAACUAGGUAGGGGACAAAGGGCCAAGCAACCUAGUGUUUGUUUGAAGGAUUAUGUGACAAACGCCAUCAAAAUAAGCCCUCGGUAUGCUCACCUUCCCAAUCUGAUUCCUCAGGACAUGAACCAAGCUCUUAUACAGAAGCAGUUAAGGAUGAACGGUGGAGAGCGGCUAUGA
Molecule: messenger RNA, 1716 nt
Organism: Hevea brasiliensis (rubber tree)
Lineage: Eukaryota; Viridiplantae; Streptophyta; Magnoliopsida; Malpighiales; Euphorbiaceae
Exons: 7
Coding region: 1-1716 (571 amino acids)
Molecular function (GO): nucleic acid binding
Source: RefSeq, a predicted model, not a curated record